This is a messenger RNA of Nyctereutes procyonoides (raccoon dog), 6254 nucleotides long. RefSeq names its product RIB43A domain with coiled-coils 1 (gene RIBC1). The transcript is spliced from 6 exons. The coding region runs from base 305 to 925 and encodes 206 amino acids. Lineage: Eukaryota; Metazoa; Chordata; Mammalia; Carnivora; Canidae. The record is from RefSeq and is a predicted model, not a curated record.
AGCUUGAAACAAGAGUUGGGUCCCGCCCCCCUUUCUUGUUGCGUGGCAACGCAAAAGGCUGACUCUGCCUACCGAACCUUAGAGGAGGCAGUGACGGCGGACUCAGCAGCUUUUCAGAUCCGAGGAAGCAGACAGGACUGGAGCCCACCCUUGCUGAGACUGAAGUGACAGCAGAGUUAUGCCCUCUAGGGCAAGAGGAAGAGCUCAGGGACUGCUGCUGUAGCCCAAGAACAGUCUUGGACCUGAGCCACUUGUUGGCUGCUUGAGCUGGGAGCUUCAAAAUUGACACUCGUUGCUAAGAAAGAUGUAUAAGGUAGACGUGUCACCAGAUCCAAAGGAGGUGGCAGCCAUUGAGGUUAGAAGAAAUCGAGAAAAAGAUCGACAGAGCCGAUUCUUCAAUGUGCGGACCCGAGUCAUGGGGGUGGAUGUCAAAGCCCUCAACAGCCAGGUAGAAGAGCGAAAGCUUCGAGAGGCAACAGAGCAGAGCAAGGAAGCAGCUUAUGGUACCUACCAGAUGCAGUAUGAUCUGGUAGCCCAGAUGCUAGAGAAGGAACAGGCAGAACGAACACGUCGGCUGGCCAGGAAAGUCCAGGAAUUUCGGGAGCAAAAGCAGCAGCUCAAGAACAGACAAGAAUUUGACUUCUGGGAUCCUGGCCGUUUCUGCAUGGAGUUUCCAGGCCGUUUCGGUGACAGUGACCCCUACUAUGGCCCAGCCAGCCUGCAGUGCUUUGCUGGGGAGGACCUGGACAGGGCUGCAUGCCUGAAAAUGCAGCAGGAGCAGUUCAAGUACAGCCUGGAGAGGCAACUGCAGGAGCAACGACAAGUCAAGGUUGAUGAGAAGUGUUCAGUGGCCUCAAACAGAGCCUGCCACGGUGUCAGGAGCUCAAUAAAUCAUUGUCAAAUGAACAACUGGAGACCGAAGUAAACAAGACAAGCACCCUGCCCUCCAUGAUCCCAUGAAACCAUGCCCCUUCUAGAAAAACAGUUUAUUUUUUUAAUUAUUUAUUUGAGAGAGAGAGAGCACGAGCAGGGGAAGCGGCAAAGGGAAAAGGAGAAGCAGACUCCCCUCUAAGCAGGGAGCCCAACACAGGGCUCAAUCCCAGGACCCUAAGAUCAUGACCUGAGCUGAAGGCAGACACUUAACGGACUGAGCCACCCAAGCACCCCAAAAAUCAGUUUAGUUGAAGAGGAAAAGAUAACAUGCACAAGUUAUUCAUCAGCAAAUAUUUAUGCUUUAACAGUGGUAGGUAUUGUGAUAUAAGUGUAUAUAGGACAUGGAGGGAACAUCAACAUGGGAGUGGUCAAUUCUCACAAGGAAAGGGAGGCAGGAUGGGGAGGUGACACAAGUCAGCUAUCAGGAAUCAGUUUUGGAAAGUUGGGUACAAUUUUUCCAAGGCACGGUAAGGGAACAAGAAAAGGGGCAGCAAGAGGUUAGAGAACUGGGGUUGUGAAUAGUCCAAGAGUGUAGGAUGCGUGAACAAUUUCAUGUUAGUGCAGCCUAGGGUUGAGGGCUUAGAGGAAGAGAAAAUGUGCAAGAAUUUUCUACGCCAAACUAAGGAAUUGUGACUUUAUUAUGUAGACAGUGAGUAACCAUUUAAGGGUUUUAAGCAGAGUGACAAGACUAUUUCAAUAUUUGGCAUAUAUUAAGCCACCUAUUUUGUGCCUGGCACAGUGAACAAAAUAGAAAAAUCCUUGCUGUCAUGGAGUUCACAUUCUAUUUUUUUAAAAUUUUUAUUUAUUUAUGAUAGUCACAGAGAGAGAGAGAGAGGCAGAGACACAGGCAGAGGGAGAAGCAGGCUCCAUGCACCGGGAGCCCAAUGUGGGAUUCAAUCCCGGGUCUCCAGGAUCGCGCCCUGGGCCAAAGGCAGGUGCCAAACCGCUGCGCCACCCAGGGAUCCCUGGAGUUCACAUUCUAAUGGGGACAAACAGACAAUAAACAAGAUAAAAUAGUAAACUAUACAGGGGACCCUUGAACACAGGUUUGAACUGCAUAGGUCCACUUAUAUGUGGAAUUUUUUAAAUACAAUACUGUAAACAUAUUUUCUCUCCCUUAUGGUUUUCUUUUUUUAAAAAAAAUAUUUUAUCUUUUCCAGAGAGAUAGAGAGUACAGGGGGAGGAGCAGAGAGAGGGACAGGCAGACUCUGCACUGAGCUCAGAGCCCGAAGUGGGGCUCCAUCUCAGGACCCUGAGAUCAUGACCUGAGCCAAAACCAAGAGUCAGAUGCUUAGCCAACUGAGCUACCCACCACCCCUCCCUUAAGAUUUUCUUAAUAACGUUUACUUUUCCCUAGCUUUAUUUUAGGGUUACAAUAUAUAAUACAUUUAAUAUACAAAAUAUGUGUUCAUCAACUUUACAUUACUGAUAAGAUCAACAACAGCAGGAGGCUGAGUUGUUAAGUUUUGGGGGAUUCAAGCUACAUGUGGAUUUUUGACUCUGUAGGAGGCAGGGCGGGGUCCAAGGGGGCACGGUGGACAUUGGUGUGCCUAAGCCCUGCAUUGUUCAAGGGUCAACUGUAUAAGGUAAUUAAGAUAGUUGCUAGGGAGAAAAAUAAAGCACAAAAGGGGGGACUUGGGGACUUAAGAGCGGUGCACAGUUGCCAUUUUAAAUAAGGAAAACCUCACUGAGGUCAUCUUUGAAUACAGAUCUGAAGAUAAAGGAUUGAGCAAUGCAAACAACUGAGGGAAGAACUGUCACAAGUAGAGGAAGUAACUAGUACAAAGACCUGGAGGCAGGAGAGAGGGUGUCUGGAAUGUUUGAGGAAGGCAGUACGGCCAGAGUAGCUGAAGUAGACCAAGUGAGGGGAAGAGUGAUAGGAAAUGAGGUCAGAGAGGUGAAGGGGCUAGAUCCAGUGGGCCUUCUAGGCCAUAGUGCAGAUUUUGGCUUUAACUGAGGGAGGGAGGAGCCACAGGAGGGUUUUAUGCAUCGGGGUGACAUGAUUUGUGUUUUAUACAUAAAACUUUGCAAGCAAUUGUAGAAAUUGGAUUACAGGGGAAGACCAGAGGCAAAGAAAUAAGAUAGAAGACUAUUGCAGCCAAGAGGAAGUGGCCAACAGGCAGCCAUGUAGCUAUAUGAUCCCAAGGUGGCAUAUAGCCAGUCUGGGCUGGAGGGAGAGAUCUGGAGGCCCACAGGCGGGGAAGGGUUUGCACAGGAUCAGAAUACUAAGCCUGGAUGGAGCCUGGGAAAAUAGUGCACUCUGUGAGGACAAAAGUCAGAGCUAUCUUAUUAACCACAACAACUCUGGUGACUUACAUACUCUGCCUGGUAUGUAGUAGGUGCUCAGGAAAUGUAUCUUGAGUGAAGGAGUGAUAGAGGAAAAAGGAGUGCAUAAUAAAGGGAUCAGGGAGGUAGGAUAAAAGAUGCAUAAAAUACUAAUAGCUAACCUUUACUGGGCACUUACUGUGUAUCAGACACUGUGCUGAGCUUGCUACCAUAUAGUAACUCAUGCAGUCCUCCCCGCCGCUCUGUGAGGCAAGCACUACUAUUAUCCCCAUUGUCAGUGGAGGAAACAAACUUUAACAGAGAUGUUAAGUAACUUGCCCAGUCAUACAGUUAGUGGGUGAUGGAGGCGGAAAGUAAACUCAGGCAGACUGGCUCCAGAGCCCACAUUCUUGGCCACUACACCAUACUUGCCUUCUCUCAAUCUCCAUGAGAAAGUAGGGUCAGAGAUCAAGGGAGAGUCUCAGAAUGGGAGUCAUCGAUAAUGUCAAAUGCUCUGGAGAAGUUUAGGUAGGAACCGAAACCUGUCUAUUGGAUUUUGAAAUUAGAAGUAUUUGGGGACUUUUGUCGGACUAGUUGCAGAGGUGCCAUGGGGCCAGCUAGAAGGCAGAGCUAGGCAGCAGGAACAGCAGGAUACCAAGGGAGGGUACAUGUUGUAUAAUGAAAAGAGCAUGGGCUAUUUCCUCGAGAGACCUGGAUUCAAAUCCCAACCAACUAUUUGCUGACUGUGUGACCUUGGGCAUUUUAUUUCACCUCUGGACCUCUUAGUGUCUCCACCUGAAAAAUGGUGCUGAUCCUUUCCUCUCUGGGUUGCAGUGAGGAAUGAAAUGAAACCACACACCUCUAUCCAUCCUCCCUAACCUCUGCCACCCUCCAGCCUCUGAAAUCCGUUCUUUGGACCUCUUCAAAGCUAAGCCUUAAGCCUAUGUUCUGGACCCCAUUAUCCGUGUCCCUCCCUCCACCUGCCCCCAGGCUGUGCUCUCUACAGUAUCCCCUGCCCUGUGUUUUCAACCUCUUCCACUGGUCCCUUCUGUGCCUGCUGUAAACAUGCUUAUGUCUAACCCAUAUUUAAAAAAAAAAAAAAAAAAGAUUAUCCCUGCACUCUGUGAUUUCUCUGGAUGCUGUGAGCUGUUUUCCUUUACAGCCAUACUUUUUGAAAAAUCUGCUUCCACUUGCUGUAUUUUCUUCCUUUCCAUUACACCACAACCCCCUGAGAUCUCCUUUCUCCCCACCCAACUUCACUGACACUACUCUUACUAAAAUCACCAAUGCCUUUGUAUUAUCAAGUACCAGAGACUCUAGUUAAGUCUUUCCUCCUCGGCUGGACCAUUCUUGCCACCCUUGACUCUGAUCACAUCCUUCUUAAUCCUCUCUCUUCCUUGUCUUCUGUCAUAGUACAUCCUGCUCUUAGCUCUCUGGCCAUUCCUUCUGUGUAUCUGCCCUUUGUGGGCUCCUUUUCCCUUACUCCUUUCUUGAGACUCGGUCUAUGUCACACUGCUUUCCCUACCCUGCAUACUUACUGCAGGUGCCCCUGGCCCUUGUCCUGCUUUCAGCUGCCAUGUCACCUACCACCUCUGUGCUGAGGACUCUCUACCCACAAAACCAGAUAGCCAGAUGCCUGCUGACUACCUUCAACUCAGCUUCCUAAACAGAAUUCAUCCAUGUACCCUAGCCUGCUCUUCAUUCUGUAUCUUCUACUUCCUGUGGUGGCCACACCAUGGCAUCCACGUAUCCAAGCCAGGACCCUAUGAAGCAUCCAAAUCUCCCCUCUUCUUUACUCUCUCAUCAGUACUGCUGAUGUAACGUUCUAUAUAUUUGGCCUGUUUUAAGCCCUCCAAGAUGGCUUCGCUACCUCCAUUGUCUCCCACCAGCCUGACUGUUUUCUAUAUUGGCCCCCAGAAGGAGCUUUCUAAAAUAUAAAUCUGUGUUGCCCCCUUACUUAGAAUAUUUCCAUUUUCCCCACCACCUGCAGGGCAAGUUUCUGGCCCUUUAUCUCACCCCUGCAAAGCUCCCUAGCCACUUGCAUUUUAUGCUCCAGCAAGAGCAGAUUAAUUAUAGUUUCAGACACAGACCAUACGGUGUCUUGAUUUCCUUCAUCCAUUUGACAAAUAUUUAUUGAGCACCUACUAUGUGCCAGGCUCUGAUCUGGGUGCUGGGCAUGGUAGUAAAUAAAACAGACAAAAUCCCUGCCCUCAACAAUGUUACUUUCUAUUGAGGAGAGAGACAGGCAAUAGACAAAAUAACUGAAAUGUUGAGUAUAUGGGAUGGUGACAAAUGGUAGGGAGAAAAAUCAGGGAAGGGGGAUAAAUAUUGGGGACAGGAAGGUUGCAAUUUUAGGUAGGAGACACAGGGAAGGCCUCACUGAAGUAGCAAUAUUUGAGCAAGGCCUAGGGGAAGCAAGAGAAAACAUGAGCCAAGAAUAACAUCUGUUGCAAAUCCCUGAUGCAGGAGUAUCUGGCAUGAUCUAGAAACUGCAAGGAGACUGGUGUGGCUGGACUAAAACAUGCCCUGGAAUGCCCUUUGCUCUUUCUUUCUAUACACAAAACACAUUUCAAGGAUCACCUCCUCCUGGAGGUCUUCCUCUCACCUUCCUCACAAAGCUCUCAUUAAUGCCCUGUAUACACCUCUAUCAUUGCCCUUCCUACAUUGUGGUAUGAUUUAUGUUUGAUCCAUCUCCCUGCAUCUUUCAUUUAGGCACUUGAGAAAUCCUUGUUGCUGCUACUGUGACUAUCCCUAAGCCCCCAAAAGUAACUCCUUCCACAUCCUACAAUUAGAACAUUCUCCUCCCAAACAUACACAUCCACACAUCUACCAAGCUUGUUGAACAAAUGGCUGAAUGAGUGAACCAGGAAUGGAGCAGGCCACUAUAGUGCCUGGCCAUAUUUUUCUGUGUAGAUAUGCUCAAUGACCAGCUGCGCCUAGCCAUGGACAUGCGGGCCACCCAGUUGGCCAAGCUAGAGGAGUCCUGCCGUGUGGCCAUGAUGUCUGCCAUGGCCAAUGCCAACAAAGCCCAGGUAUGGCCUGAGCCACUCAGUAUA